AUGGAGCAUCUCAAGACAUCUAAGGAACGAAAGGAACGAUGGUAUUCCACACAAAAGCCUCGGUUUGUUGAGGUGAAGGAUAUAUCAGACACAAAGGAACCAUAUCCAGAGGGGAUUGAUAGUCAUAUUUACGGCAUUCCAUGUUCAUUUCUUAACAAAGACCAAGACAGACGUACUUUGUGUGACGCUCUUGAAACAAAUGGGUUUGCAGUCAUAACUGGGGUUGUUUCGGAGUUCGACUGUGUGAGGUCUCUUGGCAUGGCAUGGGAUUAUAUCGAGGCUGCUAGUUUUGCAGAAGCCUGCUGCCGCCAGAAUUCUCCCACCUCGGCGCCAGUUUCGAGGCACAACGUAGAGUCCCACUCAUCAAAUUUCUUUCCGCAUUCUCUGGAAGGAGGGUUUCUUCCAUUUUACGGUUCUGGGUAUUCAUACUUUGCAUGGGAUAUUCGUGGUCACCAGAAUGUGCGAAAAGUGUUUGAGUGUCUACAUGGGACGUCGAACCUGAUCUCGUCUAUGGAUGGAGUAGUUUUAUGGCAUGAAAAGCAACCUAGAACGGACGCUGGAUGGUUUCAUCUCGAUCAGAAUCCAGUAUCAAAACCAGGCAAAUGUGGAAUUCAAGGACUCGUGAAUCUGUUGCCCGUGUCCGAAGCUUCCGGAGGGAACGUCAUGGUUGCAAAGUCGCACAAGAAAUUUCCACAUCACUAUUGCAGUGAUAGAAGGAGCAAUGAUUCAGAAAAACACUUUUGCAGCGACUUUUACGAACAACGGCUGAAAGAGCUGGGGAGCGAAGACUGGAUGGAAAUCGACCCAAACGAUGAAAUCAUUUUACAGAACGAGGCAAUCGUAACGUGUCUACUGAAGCCAGGUGACAUGAUAAUUUGGGAUUCUCGAACAGUUCACUGCUCCAACCGAGGAUAUGGAGAUAUAAACAGGAGCGGGACUAAUCAAAAUAGAUUAGAGGAAGCAGCACAUGGUUUAAUUCGAGCUGCGACUGCAGUGUCGAUGAUGCCAACCGAUUCUGUGUCGUCUACCAUUCUGAAUCGACGUGUUUCAGCUGCGAAGGAGAGCAGGACAAUGACACAUUGGACAAACCAAGUGACCCCUCUUGGCCAAGAAAACCUCGAAGGAAGUCGCCUAGAAGAACGUCGAAUAAAGUUCAUGAAAAAUUAUGAGAGGCUGACUGGAAAGAAAGCCCUUGUUAAUUUUGAUCACCUGUCGCGACAAGAGUUACGUCUCGUUCAAGGACAGGACGCCAAUAAGGACGACGACCCACAACUAUUGGCAGACAGUUGA
This is a messenger RNA of Cylindrotheca closterium, 1290 nucleotides long. NCBI's taxonomy places the organism in Eukaryota, Bacillariophyta, Bacillariophyceae, Bacillariales, Bacillariaceae. The record is from the annotation of a GenBank genome assembly.